UGUUCAAUAUAAAGUCAAACCGUGUGUGCUUGACCCACUGAUCUGAAGCAUGUAGCAGCGGGUGACCCCCGCUCAGGAGUGGACUCGUCCGCGGAGCGCCGUUCUGCUCGCUUCAGGCAAACUGCGGUUUCUGGAAAUCAGCGGAUUUUCUAGAUUUGAAGAAAUGUGAUAAAUCAGCGGAUCGUGUCGUCAUGAGCGACCGACAAGCGACGCCUCACAGCGGGCAGUGCAGACCGAGAAUGAGCAGUGUACAGAUGGAGGAUCGCAACAUGUUGCGUCUGAUGGAGAGGGAGAGACGCAGUCAGGAGGUGCAGCUGGAGGAGACGCAGUAUGACAGAAUCGCUCCUCUCUUCAACAAGCCGUAUAAGAGAAUCAAAGAUGACGAGCUGUCGAGUCGCAUCCAGACGAUGCUGGGUAAUUAUGAGGAUGGAUAUGAUGGACCUGAGGACGCUGCGCUUCCUUACGAGCGCUCCACGCAGUUCCCUCAGGCGCAGUCAGGACACACGGAUCGCUCCAGAGCCGCCUCCGGCCCUGCUUCAGGAGAGAGCUGGGACAGUUUCCCAGCCCUGUCUCCUCUGCGGUCCAGCGACUCGGACACCGGCCCGUCUCCGGAGCGGCCUCCGCUGAACCUGCACAGUAAACUGGCGAAGGCCAAGAAACCCACAGCGUACGUGAGGCCGAUGGACGGUCCGGAUCAGGUGACCAGCGACUCUCCUGAACUGAAGGCCUCACUGGAGUCGUAUGAGCACUUACAGGACCUGAAGGAGAGCAGCAAACCAAACCUUGCCCCUCUGCAGGCUGCUGAUAUAGUGUCUGGAGCGCGUGUGGAGGACAUUCUGCAGGAAAUGACCUCAUGGCCUCCACUGCUGACGACCAUUUGCUCGCCAACCACAGCCGAGCCGCCCAAGGUCCUCUCCACUAACGAGGAGACACAUGGAUUACCGGCCCUCGAAGCUCAUGAAUCAUCAGACAAAGUUCAGCUGGAAUCUCAGUGAGUAUCAGAUCAGAUCUUUGUCUUGAGCUCAUGUGAAGGUGCUACAAAAAGGUCAAGAUGAAGAUUUCUCCCCUCUCUCUUCAGCUACUGUUUUAACUUUACUCUGUGUGUGUGUGUGUGUGUGUGUGU
Sinocyclocheilus anshuiensis is the source of this 1123-nucleotide messenger RNA. RefSeq names its product AF4/FMR2 family member 1-like. Gene Ontology annotation, biological process: regulation of gene expression. The record is from RefSeq and is a predicted model, not a curated record. Bases 192 to 995 code for a protein of 267 amino acids. Gene Ontology annotation, cellular component: super elongation complex. NCBI's taxonomy places the organism in Eukaryota, Metazoa, Chordata, Actinopteri, Cypriniformes, Cyprinidae. The transcript is spliced from 7 exons.